Coregonus clupeaformis (lake whitefish) is the source of this 595-nucleotide messenger RNA. RefSeq names its product rab5 GDP/GTP exchange factor. Gene Ontology annotation, cellular component: cytosol; endocytic vesicle. Gene Ontology annotation, biological process: vesicle-mediated transport. The transcript has 4 exons. Gene Ontology annotation, molecular function: DNA binding; zinc ion binding; small GTPase binding. The record is from RefSeq and is a predicted model, not a curated record. Lineage: Eukaryota; Metazoa; Chordata; Actinopteri; Salmoniformes; Salmonidae. Bases 126 to 539 code for a protein of 137 amino acids.
CUACGUAAACAAACCGGUCUGUCAGAGGGGUGAGUAGCAGAUAGUACCAAUGGGUGCAUAAAAAACGAAAUAUAUCCACACUCAAUAAUCUUUCUGAAAAGCAGUAUCCUCACUAGCCGUGGGGGAUGAGCCACCGGUCGGAACGUCGUGGGAUCCAUGUGGACCAGUCAGAGCUGCUGUGUACGAAGGGGUGUGGUUUCUAUGGCAACGCGGCCUGGCGGGGCCUCUGCUCCAAGUGCUGGCGGGAGGAGUACCAACAAACCAGACACAAACAGAUCCAGGAGGACCAUGCACUGGCAGAGAGGUUACAGAGGGAGGAGGAGGCAGCGUACGCUAACAACCACCAGGGGGCACCCCAGCCUGCCAUCGCACCCUUCAGCAAGUUUGAAGAAAGGAAAACCAAGGAGAAGUCACGUAAAGUCAACACAGUGACUAAGUUUUUCACUCCCUCAGCAAAGACACCGCCCAAGAAAGUCGCUGUGGAGGAGGUCACAUGGGGCAUCCAGCUAGAGUUCCCUAGAUUUUCAACCUCUCCCUGACCCAUUCUGUAAUACCUACAGUGCCUUCAGAAAGUAUGCAUACCCCUUGACUUGUU